This is a messenger RNA of Aspergillus heteromorphus CBS 117.55, 512 nucleotides long. RefSeq lists its product as uncharacterized. NCBI's taxonomy places the organism in Eukaryota, Fungi, Ascomycota, Eurotiomycetes, Eurotiales, Aspergillaceae. The transcript has a single exon. Bases 67 to 366 code for a protein of 99 amino acids. The record is from RefSeq and is a predicted model, not a curated record.
CCGGGCUGACUGGGCCAACUGGGCCAAUGGCCGCCCCCCCAAGACCUGCUUCACCGCCUCGGCCGGAUGCAGCAGCGCAGCCAGUGCAAGCAGCUGACCUCCAGGCAGCCCUUCUUUAAUCUCCUCAUCCUCUCUCUUGCCUUCUCCCUCUUCCUCUCCUUUCCUCUCCUCAUCCAUCCAUCCAUCCAUCAUCCUUCCCUCCAUCUCCUCUUUUUGUAUUACCCGUCUGACAUCCCCCCUCUCCCCCCCUUCACCCCCCACCCUCCACACACACGCGUAUUUAUCCCCUCUCUCCUUUCUAUCAUCAUCAUAAUCAUCCUCCUCAUCAAACUUUCUAAUUCUCCGUCAUCAAAUUCUCCUUUCUAAUCAUCAACACCAUCCUCGUCAUCCCUCUAUUACUCACCCUGUCGUCGAGCUACACACCGCUCGGUACUAGCGUGCCUUUUCCUUAUCUCUCGUCGGGCCGUGCUCAAAAAACCACGCCAGGACAGACAAGCACUCAACUCACUCCC